Molecule: messenger RNA, 2202 nt
Organism: Lingula anatina
Lineage: Eukaryota; Metazoa; Brachiopoda; Lingulata; Lingulida; Lingulidae
Source: RefSeq, a predicted model, not a curated record
UCGCAUGAAGGGUCAGAUGUCAGAGACAAAGACACCCAAGAACAUCUUGAAUCUGGGAGAACUGGUACAUGAAGACCCACCUGGAUCUUUUGCUCGCCACCUCAUGUCUCUGAACCUUCCAACAAAAGACAACAAUUUUUGUGGACGCGAAGUUGAGCUAAGAGAGAUUCAACAAGACAUGAACAACAAGACAGAAGUUUUGCUCCUAACAGGAAUGGGUGGUAUUGGCAAGACCAGCAUUGCUGUAGAGAUGGGGCAUCGCAUGAGUGAAGAAGGUAGAGAUGUUUUGUUUUUGGAUAUGAGGCAGGUUGGAAAGCUUGAUUUGUUUCGGUUAUUACUAGUGCAGCACUAUAAUCUGGAAGAAAUCACCAAUCCUAAUGCCGACCUUCAUAACUUAUUUCAAAAGACUCUUUCUGAUAUUAAAUCAGCAACAGUAGUUAUCUUUGACAACAUUGAUCACUUACUAAGUGAUGAGAAACGGAAAGAGUUCUUGAAAUUAGUUCAGGAUAUGUUGAAAGCAUCAAAGCACUUAGCUUUAGUCUGUACCAGCCGUGAAUCAUUUGACCUCAUGUCAGUGAAAGUGGUUGAAAGACAUAUCCCACCUCUUGAUGAUAGUUCAUCAACUCAGCUCCUUUUCCAACUAACACCUGAGAGGGAAGCAGGGGUAUUGAAAGAAAUAGCUGCUAGAUGUGGACACAGUCCUCUUGCCUUGAAAUUACUAGCAUCUCAAAUUGAAAAUAAAGGAAGUUUGCAAGUACUAGAGGAAAUGAAGGAAAUAGGUGUUUCAGAGGUAGCACAUGAUCAUUUAUUUGAAGGACUGGUGCCAUAUUUUGAAAAAUCUUUACAAACAUUGGCUGAUAGAGAUAAAUAUCUAUUCUUUGGUCUGUACAUAUUUCCUGUGUCAUUUCAUAUUAGUGAGGUUUCAGAAAUUUUUGAAAUAAAUGAGGAUAAAUGUAAAGAAAUCCUUGAUAGCCUCACAUCCAAGUCUGUUGUAAAUAGAGUAAGUGGCCAGGUAUAUGAUCUACAUCCUGUGUUAAAAGCAUUUUCAGAGUACAAAGCAAAUUUCGAUCCUGAUAAAAAGCUGAAGAUAGAAACUGCAUAUUGCAAAUUCUAUGGUGAGAUGGCAACUGUACUGGCAGCAAUGACUGGGCUUAAACUGUCACAGAUUGUAGAAGAAUCAAGAGCAAUCCCCAAACUGCUGUUAGCUGCAAGGCUUUUGCUUAAACAGCUAAGCAAUUAUCAAUUGGAACAAAAUCCAUCAAGCACUACAACAAGCACUACUGCCAUGGACACAUAUAGGUCUACCUAUACUGCUAUCAUACAAAAUGUUUAUUCCAUUGCCAGUGUAUUUAAAGAAUUGCAACUCUUUAGGGAAGCUCAAGAUCUAUCAGAAGAGUGCUCCCAACUGAGCAAAGCAAUGUCUUCCCAAACAGAAAUAUCAGUGCAAGGGUAGCACACAUCCCGUUAUUUGAAGUUCUCUAUGAUUUGAAAAAGUAUUAUAUUGACCUGUUGCAAGAAAAUGCUUGUAAUGCAUGAAGAGCAGUUUGGUACCAAACACGUACACCACCACUGAUGACUCAUACAACAAAAUUGGUGUUGUAAUUAUACGCGGGGUCAUGUCGAUACUCCCCUGCACAGUUACUACCCCACACCGAUACUCCAUCAAUACUGGGAGUACUUAUAGUAUCAUUAUUUUUUUUUUGUACCAGAAAAGUUAUUUGGUAUUUGUUACCACUCUGCAGUUCUUGCAUGUUAAAUGUUUGGUAGCCCUGUGAUAAAUCCAGGGCAGUUUGCUGAAGCAAUCCACUAUUUUGAUAUAAUUAAAAUAAACACUGUCAUCAACAGGUGGGUUUGCAUCAAGUUAAUUAUCCUGUAAAUAGACUCACUGAGGUUCUGCAAAGCUGGAAAGAUUUUUGGUUUAAAAAACAACAACAUUUUCUAACAUUUACAAAGUGCUUUGAUGACUUUCUAAUCCUUACAUAUACAUUUCUAAAGCUUUAUGUACAUUAAUCAGUUCAGUUAGGUUGCAUUUUUAUUAAUACUUUUCAAAGCAUCAUAUGAUAUUGAGUAUUUGAAAUAUGAUUGUAAGUAUUUUUUCAAAGCAUUAUGAUGUGAUGUCUUGUUAUUGUGAUAAUAAAGGGCCAUUCCAUGUUUAUUUCCUCAUCAAUCUUUAAGAUUAGUGUGACUGUAAAAUACUGUUGU